UGGCAGCGUUACCUAGAUCCACUGGGACAGACCCGAUCUUCCUAGCAGGGAGCAGGUUCUGGGAGUGGGGCAUUCGCCAUCCCAGGAGAGCUUUUUCCUCAAACAUGCAACUUCCCGGGGGCAUCCCUGCCGGUAACAACCUGGAGAGGACGGGCUCUCCCUGAAGCCGAAGGGGCUGGACUGGGCGGCCCCACCGCGCCAAUGAAAGCCACCGUGAAGCACCCCGUGACAGCAGGGGCGAGUAAAGGUGGAGACGAGCCCGGGAAGUUGCCAGAGCAGGAAGAGGAGGAAUCUCAGGUUUUGCAUGGAACAGGCCAUUGCAAGUGGUUCAAUGUGCGAAUGGGAUUCGGGUUCAUCUCCAUGAUCAACCGGGAAGGAAACCCUUUGGAGUCUCCAGUUGAUGUUUUUGUACACCAAAGCAAGCUUUACAUGGAAGGAUUUAGAAGCCUAAAAGAAGGAGAACCAGUGGAAUUUACUUUUAAGAAAUCUUCCAAAGGCCUUGAAUCAAUACGGGUAACAGGCCCUGGUGGGAGCCCCUGUUUAGGAAGUGAGAGACGACCCAAAGGGAAGACAGUACAGAAAAGAAAACCAAAGGGAGAUAGAUGCUACAACUGUGGUGGCCUUGAUCAUCAUGCUAAGGAAUGUAGUCUACCUCCACAGCCAAAGAAGUGCCAUUACUGUCAGAGCAUCAUGCACAUGGUGGCUAACUGCCCUCAUAAAACUGUUUCACAACAGCCCACUAGUUCUCAGGGAAGAUAUGAAGCAGAACCACAGCCUUCCACUUCUGCUUUCCUGAGAGAAGGGGGAGGGGCUUACGGCCAUUCAUCUCCAUCAUAUUCUCAGGAGGGAAGGUCAGAGAUCUUAGAACGUUCAGGCAGGUCACCACAAGAAGCUGCCUCCAGUAAGUUAUCUGCAUCACCUGAAGAACAAAGCAGAAAGGGGCCUUCUGUUCAAAAAAGGAAAAAAACUUAGAGCUUUGUCGUAACCUUUCAUUUUCUUUACCCUCUUGGAAUGUCUACCUCAUGCAAGAACAGGGGAAGUAAUUUCACUAUCAGUAGCUGACCUGAAAUUUUAACUACUGUUGAGGAACUGUGAAUUUAUUUUUUUUAAUAGACAAAUCACUCCAAGCAAAUUACAUUU
This is a messenger RNA of Chelonia mydas (Green sea turtle), 1140 nucleotides long. It is a transcript of the gene LIN28B, whose product is annotated as lin-28 homolog B. Gene Ontology annotation, molecular function: zinc ion binding; nucleic acid binding. Lineage: Eukaryota; Metazoa; Chordata; Testudines; Cheloniidae. The record is from RefSeq and is a predicted model, not a curated record.